Messenger RNA from Alternaria atra, 1539 nucleotides. RefSeq lists its product as uncharacterized. Gene Ontology annotation, cellular component: delta DNA polymerase complex. Gene Ontology annotation, biological process: DNA replication; DNA strand elongation involved in DNA replication. The record is from RefSeq and is a predicted model, not a curated record. Lineage: Eukaryota; Fungi; Ascomycota; Dothideomycetes; Pleosporales; Pleosporaceae. The transcript has 4 exons. The coding region runs from base 1 to 1539 and encodes 512 amino acids. Gene Ontology annotation, molecular function: DNA binding.
AUGGCCAAUUCAGAUGAUAUGUUGCUCAAAGGCGAGCCUUUCGAGGAUGCGCCGCCAGCACCGUUUCGAAAUGCUUCGGCGUACAACCCACUACAUGACUUCGUACUACCACCGGGUACCGAGCGACACUACUCGCAACAAUUCGCCGACAUGUACUUCUUACGUUUGAUGCAAUUGAAGAAGACGGUGAAGCAAAGAGCUGAGGAUGCAUGGCACGACUUUGAGCUAGGUGGACAAAAGGCCAGCUUUGUCGAGCGUGUGCUGGAUGUGCGCCAGGGCGAGCUUUGCUGGGUAGUGGGAACAGUGUACAUGGAAAUGGCAGAGAAGCCCAAUGUCCUGAACGACAUUGAGAAAGACCACUGGAUAGCAGACCCUCCUCAACGCGACACCUACGUAUCUUCCUCCGGCGCUGACGAGAUGAUGCUCGAAGACGAGUCUGGCCGUCUGCGCGUUACUGGCGAGCCUUUGCACCAACACUUUGUCACGGGAUGUAUACUGGCGGCACUGGGCACCGAAGAAGCAGACGGCACAUUUAUGGUCAUUGCAACUCAAUGUGCAGAUCUACCGAGACAACCACCACGAUGGGAACGCGACGACGUAGCGCUAUCAAAGGAGAAGAAGAAGGCACCACAACGUGAAAGGGCUGGAAAGCUGGCCAUUGUCUCAGGUCUGGAAUUGACUGGGGCAGACGACGAUGAGGUUUCGCUGGAUCUGCUGGUGGAAUAUCUGACCGGCGAAGCUGCAGACCCAGCAACACAGGCCGAGUCUUCCAAGAUAACACGACUCGUCAUAGCAGGUGGCUCACUGUCAAAGGGCUCACCUAUUCUAUCGCGAGAAGACUUUGCUGCGAAGAAGAGCGCAGCAAGACACUACGGAUACGACGCCUCGUCCUACAACGCAGCACCUACCACACGCCUCGACGAGUUUCUCUGCGAAAUCCUUCCCUCGCUCCCCAUCACUAUGCUCCCAGGAGCAUCGGAUCCUUCAAACGUCGCCUUGCCACAACAACCCCUCCAUCCUGCUCUCUUCCCUAAGACACGCCUCUACGCUGAGCCACCAAUAGAAACCAACACAACCCUUAACGGUUUCGACGCGGUGACAAACCCUUGGUUAGGCGACAUCGACGGAUACCGUGUGCUAGGCACAGGAGGCCAGACAGUCAAAGACUUACUCAAAUAUGUCAAUCGUGUCAAAUCGAUAGACGCCAUGGAGAUGAUGCUGCGCUGGCGCUGCGUAGCACCCACAGCCCCAGAUACGCUAUGGUGCUACCCGUUCCAAGACGAAGACCCAUUGAUGCUAAAAGAGUGUCCGCACAUGUACUUUGCCGGCUGCCAGAAUAAGUUUGAGAAGAAAGUUAUCGAGGGUUCUGCGGGACAAAAGGUGCUGCUUGUUAGCGUACCCAAGUUCAGGUCUUCGGGCACGAUUGUGCUGGUUGAUAUGGAGAGCUGGGACGUGGAAGUCGUCAAGCUGGGGGCCAAGGGCAACAAGGCUUCGAACCAACGAAUUGAGGUAAAGGGAGAGGACACAAUGGAGGAGUAG